Molecule: messenger RNA, 1743 nt
Organism: Cervus elaphus (red deer)
Lineage: Eukaryota; Metazoa; Chordata; Mammalia; Artiodactyla; Cervidae
Product: probable histone-lysine N-methyltransferase PRDM7
Exons: 12
Coding region: 1-1743 (580 amino acids)
Biological process (GO): regulation of DNA-templated transcription; positive regulation of reciprocal meiotic recombination
Cellular component (GO): nucleus
Molecular function (GO): zinc ion binding; recombination hotspot binding; histone H3K36 methyltransferase activity
Source: RefSeq, a predicted model, not a curated record
AUGCGCCUGCUCGCUGGAGGCCUGACAGACACGCCCACAGAGCAGCCAAUCCCCGAGCGGUGGGGCGGGGCCUCCAUCGCGCUCCCCACCCUCCGGCCGCCUAUUGGCCAGACUGCCUCAGUCACAACGCUGAUUGGUCACUUGUGCCUGACAGGGUACAGGCAGGCUGCUGGCCCGUCACUUCACCUCAGCGCGGAAGGACUGGACGUCGCUGAACCUCUAGCGCUCCUGGGGACAGGGUGGGCAGCGCGGCAGGACAGCGGGGAGGCUGACGGGAACGCACCCUGCACCUUGGCCUUGAGCAUUCCAAUGGCCAUGAGGCCGAACAGGUCUCCAGAGGAGAGCACUGAGGGAGAUGCCGGGAGAACAGAGCGGAAGCCCACGGUGAGAGAUGCUUUCAAAGACAUCUCCGUAUACUUCUCCAAGGAAGAAUGGGAAGAGAUGGGAGAAUGGGAAAAAAUCCGAUAUAGGAAUGUGAAAAGAAACUAUGAAGCGCUGAUUGCUAUAGGUUUCAGAGCCACUCGACCGGAUUUCAUGCAUCACCGCAGGCAGGUCAUCAAACCCCAGGUAGAUGACACUGAGGAUUCUGAUGAAGAAUGGACACCAAGGCAGCAAGGUAAACCUUCUUCAAUGCCCUUCAGAGUGGAGCACAGUAAACACCAGAAGAGAAUGUCCAGGGCACCAUUAAGUAAGGAAUCUAGUUUGAAGGAAUUGUCCGGAGUAGCAAAAUUGCUGAAGACAAGUGGCUCCAAGCAGGCUCAGAAACCAGUGCCCCAUCACAGAAAAGCAAGGACCCCUGGACAGCACCCCAGACAAAAAUGCGAACUCAGAAGAAAGGAGACUGGAGUGCAGAGGUAUAGUCUACGGGAAAGAAAGGGCCACGUGUACCAAGAGGUCAGCGAGCCCCAGGAUGAUGACUACCUCUAUUGUGAGGAGUGUCAGAACUUCUUCAUCGACAGCUGUGCUGCCCAUGGGCCCCCAACCUUUGUAAAGGACUGUGCAGUGGAAAAGGGGCAUGCCAAUCGUUCAGUCCUCACGCUGCCCCCUGGGUUAAGCAUCAGACUGUCGGGCAUCCCUGACGCUGGGCUUGGAGUGUGGAACGAGGCGUCCGAUCUGCCGCUGGGCCUGCACUUUGGCCCCUACGAGGGCCAGAUCACAGACGAUGAAGAGGCCGCCAACAGUGGAUACGCCUGGAUGAUAACCAAAGGGAGGAACUGCUACGAGUAUGUGGAUGGAAAGGACACGUCUUGGGCCAACUGGAUGAGGUAUGUGAACUGUGCCCGGGACGACGAGGAGCAGAACCUGGUGGCCUUCCAGUAUCACGGGCAGAUCUUCUACCGAACCUGCCAGGUGGUCAGGCCGGGCUGUGAGCUGCUGGUCUGGUACGGGGACGAGUAUGGUCAGGACCUUGGCAUCAAUCGGGAGAGCAGGGGGAAGAGUGAGCUCGCGGCCGGGAGAGAACCAAAGCCCAAGAUCCACCCAUGUGCCUUCUGCUCUCUGGCCUUCUCCAGUCAGAAAUUCCUCAGCCAACACACCCAACGCAGUCACCCCUCUCAGACCCUCCUGAGACCAUCCGAAAGAGAUCUCCUCCAACCAGAGGAUCCCUGCCCAGGCAAUCAAAAUCAGCGAUAUUCAGAUCCACACAGCCUAAGCGACAAACCUGAGGAUCAGGAGGCCAAGGACAGGCCCCAACCUUUGCUGAAAAGCGAGGAUUACUGCAGCCACCCCAUGCCUCAGCUCUAA